AUGGCAAACAUUGAGAGAGCCUUCGGAGUGACGAACAUCAAACACCGUAUACCUUUGGUGUUGGAUCUCGACGUGUUCAACUAUGACGCGUGGAGAGAGCUCUUCCUCACCCACUGCUUAACCUUUGAUCUUCUAGGACACGUCGAUGGAACCUCCGUACCGACCGACGACGAUGAUCUCGCCUGGAAGAAGCGUAACGGCUUAGUCAAGCUUUGGAUCUACGGUACGCUUGCCCCGCCACUCUUCAAGUCUUCUUUCAAAACUGGUGGUUCAGCAAGAGACAUAUGGCUCCGGAGAGAGAACCAGUUCAGAAACAACAAGGAAUCUCGGGUGAUCCAGCUCGACAAUGAUCUUCGAACCAAAGAAAUUGGAGAUCAAUCAAUCCAUGAGUACUCACAGAGUCUCAUAUCCAUUGCUGACCUGUUGGAGAAUGUUAAGGCUCCUGUCAGUGACAAAAUUCUCGUUAUGUACAUGCUCAGUGGACUUAAUGAGGAGUUUGAUCACAUAAUAAAUGUGAUAAAACAUCAAAAGCCAUUUCCGACAUUUGAAGAAUCUCGCAAUAUGCUAGAGCUGGAGGAAACACGCCUCAAAAAGCCAAUCAAGGGGUCUUCUUCUCACUCCAACGCUGCUUCAUCUUCAUCAGCCCUCGUUGCAACGGUUCCUCACAACAAAUCAGCGGACAUCAACCAAAGACAGCAACACAACAACCGCGGCAAUCGCAGAGGCGGUCGAGGACGGGGACGCUACAACUAUAAUCAAUGA
Molecule: messenger RNA, 762 nt
Organism: Brassica rapa (field mustard)
Lineage: Eukaryota; Viridiplantae; Streptophyta; Magnoliopsida; Brassicales; Brassicaceae
Source: RefSeq, a predicted model, not a curated record